AUGAAGGAAUCAUUCAAAGUGUGUUUCUGUUGUGUAAGAAGCUUCAAGGUGAAAUCAAGUGAACCACCUGAAGAAAUCAAAACGCUAUUCCAAGAUUACUCUCAAAACGACAGGAUGUCUGCAGACGAAAUGCUCAGAUUCGUGAUCCAAGUUCAAGGAGAGAAAAACGCAGAUAUAAACUACGUCAAGGAUAUAUUCCACAGGCUCAAACACCACGGCGUUUUUCAUCCUCGUGGUAUUCAUCUGGAAGGUUUCUACCGUUAUCUCCUCAGUGAUUUCAACUCUCCAUUGCCUCUGACCCGCGAGGUUUGGCAAGAUAUGAAUCGGCCUUUAUCGCAUUACUUCUUGUACACGGGACAUAACUCUUACUUGACUGGGAAUCAGUUAAACAGUAGAAGCAGUAUCGAACCGAUUGUGAAAGCUUUGAGAAAAGGAGUUCGUGUAAUCGAGCUUGAUUUAUGGCCUAACUCUUCGGGAAACGAAGCUGAAGUUCGCCAUGGCGGGACGUUAACAAGUGCCGAAGAUCUGCAGAAAUGUCUUAACGCGGUUAAAGAACACGCGUUUGAGGUGUCUGAUUAUCCUGUUGUGCUUACUUUAGAAGACCAUUUGACUCCAAUUCUUCAGAAGAAAGUUGCUAAGAUGGUGAGUAAGACGUUUCGAGAAACGUUGUUUCAAUGUACAGACGAAAAUACAGAGUGUUUUCCUUCACCAGAAGCACUCAAGAAUAAGAUCUUGAUCUCAACAAAACCACCAAAAGAGUAUCUUCAGACCCAAACUUCUCAAGGUUCAACUACUGAUGAGGUCGUUAAAGCUAAAAAAGUUGCAGAUGCAGAAGAACAGAUUCAAGAUGAAGAUGAGGAGACCGUAGCGAUCGAAUACAGAGACUUGAUCUCGAUUCACGCUGGAAACCGCAAAGGUGGAUUAAAGAACUGCUUGAAUGGAGAUCCUAACCGAGCCAUACGGUUAAGCAUGAGCGAGCAGUGGCUUGAGACUUUAGCUAAAACCCGUGGAUCCGAUUUAGUAAAGUUCACGCAGCGGAAUCUUCUAAGGAUAUUUCCCAAAACUACACGUUUUGACUCAUCAAACUAUGAUCCUCUUAUUGGAUGGAUUCAUGGAGCACAAAUGGUUGCCUUCAAUAUGCAAAGUCAUGGGAAGUAUUUGUGGAUGAUGCAAGGAAUGUUUAAAGCUAAUGGUGGAUGUGGCUAUGUUAAAAAGCCUGAUGUUUUGCUCUCCAAUGGUCCUGGAGGAGAAAUCUUUGACCCUAGCAGUCAAAAUCUCCAGAUCAAGACAGCUCUUAAGGUGAAGAUCUACUCUGGAGAAGGAUGGAAUCUGGAUUUUCCUCUAGAUCACUUUGAUCGAUACUCGCCUCCCGAUUUCUACGCAAAGAUCGGAAUCGCAGGGAUACCUUUGGACACAGCAAGUUACAGAACAGAGAUCGAUACGGACGAAUGGUUUCCGGUUUGGGACAAAGAAUUUGAGUUCCCGUUGCGAGUUCCUGAGCUAGCACUUCUGUAUAUCACAGUGAAAGACUACGACAGUAACACUCAGAACGACUUCGCCGGCCAGACAUGUCUUCCUCUGUCGGAGCUCAAGCCAGGCAUUCGUACCGUCCGGCUCCAUGAUCGUGCCGGAGAGGUCUUUAAGCACGUGAGAUUGCUCGUGCGGUUUGUCUUGGAGCCUCGUUAG
Arabis nemorensis is the source of this 1686-nucleotide messenger RNA. NCBI's taxonomy places the organism in Eukaryota, Viridiplantae, Streptophyta, Magnoliopsida, Brassicales, Brassicaceae. The record is from the annotation of a GenBank genome assembly.